This is a messenger RNA of Rhincodon typus (whale shark), 6384 nucleotides long. RefSeq names its product cullin-associated NEDD8-dissociated protein 1-like. The coding region runs from base 438 to 4076 and encodes 1212 amino acids. The record is from RefSeq and is a predicted model, not a curated record. NCBI's taxonomy places the organism in Eukaryota, Metazoa, Chordata, Chondrichthyes, Orectolobiformes, Rhincodontidae. Gene Ontology annotation, biological process: protein ubiquitination; SCF complex assembly. Gene Ontology annotation, cellular component: nucleus. The transcript has 15 exons.
CCCCCACACUGGGGCAGCAAGACCCCAAUCACAGCUGAUGGACUCCCCUCUCCCAUUCCACCACAUUGGGGCAGCACGACCCCAAUCCCAGCUGACAGCCCUCUCUCCUCAUUCCCCCACACUGGGGCAGCAAGACCCCAAUCCCAGCUGACAGACAUGCACCCUCCCCAUUCCCCCACACUGGCACAGCAAGACCCCAAUCCCAGCUGACAGCCCCCUCCCCAUUCCCCCACACCUGUGCCAGCAAAAUCCCAAUUCCAGCUGAUAGCCCCCUCACACUCAGACUGGGGCAGCAAGAUCCCAAUUCUAUCUCAUCCAAUACGCAUCACUCUAGAUGUUACAGCACGUGCUUAGCAAUGCAGUUGUGUGUCAGCUUGGAUUAUGCAUACAAGUUAAAGGAACAGGAUGGGAACCCACAACACUUGACUUGAAGAUUUAUGGCCACCAAUGAUCUGAUGGUGGAGCUGCAGAAAGACUCCAUUAAGUUGGAUGAUGACAGUGAGAAGAAGGUGGUGAAAAUGUUGCUCAGGCUGCUAGAAGAUAAGAAUGGAGAGGUGCAGAACCUGGCUGUGAAGUGCUUGGGCCCAUUGGUCAGCAAGGUGAAAGAGUACCAAGUGGAGACAAUUGUGGAUACGUUAUGUACGAACAUGCUGUCUGAUAAAGAGCAGCUACGGGAUAUAUCCAGCAUUGGCCUGAAGACUGUCAUUGCAGAGCUGCCUCCUGCUUCUAGUGGCUUGGCCCUGUCUGCUAACGUGUGCAAGAAGAUUACUGGACGUCUGACAAGUGCUAUCGCUAAGCAAGAGGAUGUUUCUGUCCAGCUGGAGGCCCUGGACAUAUUGUCUGAUAUGCUGAGCAGGUUGGGUGGGACUCUGAUCACAUUUCACUCCUCGAUCCUGACUUGCCUGCUGCCUCAGCUGUCCAGUCCAAGGCUGGCUGUUCGCAAGAGAGCCAUUAUUGCUCUGGGGCAUCUGGUCAUGAGCUGCAGCACGUGUCUCUUCUCUGAACUAAUGGAUCACCUACUAGUCGAACUGUCAAAGAAUGAAUCUACGUCUAUGACCAGAACAUACAUCCAAUGCGCCGGUGCCAUCAGCCGACAGGCAGGGCACAGAGUUGGAGAACAUUUAGAGAAGAUUAUUCCACUUGUUGUAAAAUACUGCAAUGUGGAUGAUGAUGAGCUGCGGGAGUACUGCUUCCAGGCGUUCGAAUCCUUUGUGAGAAGGUGUCCAAAGGAAAUGUCCCUUCACAUACCUGCUAUGAUUGGUCUGUGCCUCAAAUAUAUCACAUAUGAUCCAAAUUACAACUAUGACCAAGAUGAGGAUGAUGAAGACGCCAUGGAAACAGACAAAACUGAUGAAGAGGAGGAUCAAGACAGUGAAGAGGAGUACACCGAUGAUGACGACAUGAGCUGGAAAGUUCGCCGAGCUUCUACUAAGUGUUUGGAUGCCAUUGUGAGCACCAGGCAUGAGAUGCUGCAGGAAUUUUACAAGACAAUCUCGCCAGCCCUCAUCAGUCGAUUCAAGGAGCGAGAGGAGAAUGUGAAGGCUGACAUUUUCCACGCGUAUGUCUCUCUUCUGAAGCAGACCAAACCAGUCCAGAGUUGGUUGCAGACUACAGAUGCCCUGGGACAAGGGGACAUGCCCCUAAUGAUGCUUCAGCAUCAAGUACCUAGUAUAGUGAAAGCUCUGCAUAAGCAGCUUAAGGAGAAGAGUAUGAAGACUCGACAAGGCUGUUUCAAUCUCCUCACUGAAUUGGCCAGUGUCCUACCUGGAGGCUUGUCAGAACACAUACCAGCCUUAGUACCAGGCAUUAUUUACUCUCUCACUGAUAAAUCGAGUACCUCAAACAUGAAGAUUGAUGCACUGACCUUUUUCCAUGUCAUCCUUUGCAAUCAUCCACCAGAAGUGUUCCACCCUCACAUCAAGACAUUGUUGCCACCGACAAUAGCCUGUAUUAGUGAUCCAUUCUACAAAAUCACUUCUGAGGCCUUGCUUGUGACUCAGCAGCUUGUAGAGGUAAUCCGUCCACUGGACAAGCCUUGUUCAUUUGAUGCCAAGCCUUAUGUGAAGGAUCUGUUUAGUAGCACUUUAAAGAGAUUGAAGGCAUCUGACAUUGACCAAGAGGUGAAGGAGAGAGCGAUAGCCUGCAUGGGACAGAUCAUCUGUAAUCUUGGAGACAACCUAGGUGCUGACCUGAAUCCCACAUUGCAGAUUUUCCUUGAACGACUGAAAAAUGAGAUCACCAGACUGACCACAGUCAAAACCUUAACUCUGAUUGCAAGUUCUCCUUUAAAAAUUGACCUACGUCCGAUUCUUGGUGAGGGUGUUCCCAUCCUGGCUUCCUUUCUUAGGAAGAACCAGCGUGCACUGAAACUCAGUACCCUAGCGGCACUGGACAUCCUGAUUAAGAAUUACGGUGACAGUCUUAAGCCAGUGAUGAUUGAGUCAGUUUUAAAGGAGCUUCCAUCCUUGAUUGGGGAGAGUGACAUGCAUGUCUCCCAGAUGGCCAUUACCUUCCUAACAUCAUUGGCCAAAGUCUAUCCAUCGUCUGUGGCCAAGAUUGGUGGGUCCAUAUUGAUGGAAUUGUUCAACCUAGUUCGUUCACCGCUGCUCCAAGGAGGGGCUCUGAAUGCCAUUUUAGACUUCUUCCAGGCUUUGGUGGUAUCCAAGGCUCCCAACAUGGGCUACAUGGAGCUUCUGAAGCAGCUGACAGGAACUAUCUAUUCUUCAGCCCAGUCGGGUGGUGGUGUAGUUUUGCACAAACAGGCCUAUUAUUCUGUGGCUAAAUGUGUAGCCGCACUUACCUCGGCAUGUCCAAAGGAUGCCAAUACCGUGGUGAACCAAUUUGUCCAAGAUGUGAAGAGUCCCAAAUCGCCUGACUCAGUCCGCUUGCUGGCUCUACUUUCUUUGGGUGAGAUCGGCCGCACCAUGAAUCUGAGCGCACAGAAAGAACUCAAGCUGGUGAUCCUUGAAGCGUUUUCGUCACCUAGCGAGGAAGUCAAGUCAGCGGCCUCCUAUGCGUUAGGAAACAUCAGUGUGGGAAACCUCAGUGAAUAUCUUCCCUUCAUUCUGAAGGAGAUCAGCAGCCAACCCAAGCGCCAGUACUUGUUGUUGCACUCAUUGAAAGAAGUCAUCAGCUCUUCACCGGCAGACAGCUUGAAAUCUCACGUCCAGGACAUUUGGGCCUUGUUGUUCAAAAACUGCGAGUGCGCUGAAGAGGGGACUCGGAACGUGGUGGCGGAAUGUUUGGGAAAAUUGACCCUCAUCGACCCCGGCCGCCUGCUGCCCAAGCUGAAAAAGCAGCUCACAUCAGGUUCAGCCUACUCUCGAAGUACAGUGGUGACUGCUGUUAAGUUUACAAUUUCAGACCAUCCACAGGGUAUUGACCCUCUGCUGAAAGGCUGCAUAGGUGACUUUUUGCGGACCCUGCAGGACCCUGAUCUCAACGUCCGACGCGUUGCCUUGGUGAUGUUCAAUUGUGCAGCUCACAAUAAGCCUUCCCUGAUUAGAGACUUGCUAGAGACAGUGCUUCCACAGCUAUACAACGAAACCAAGGUCAGGAAGGAGCUCAUCAGGGAGGUAGAAAUGGGACCUUUCAAACACACGGUAGAUGAUGGGCUUGACAUUCGGAAAGCUGCUUUUGAAUGCAUGUAUACCUUGCUGGAUAGUUGCCUUGAUAGGCUGGACAUUUUUGAGUUUCUCAACCAUGUGGAAGAUGGCUUAAAGGAUCACUAUGAUAUCAAGAUGCUGACGUUCAUCAUGUUAGCACGGCUAUCAACAGUUAGCCCCAGUGCAGUGCUUCAGAGGUUAGACAGGCUGGUGGAGCCCCUGCGUGCAACCUGCACUACUAAGGUAAAGGCUAACUCAGUGAAACAGGAAUUUGAGAAGCAAGAUGAGCUGAAGCGCUCAGCGAUGAGGGCAGUAGCAGCUUUACUCACAAUCCCGGAGGCUGAGAAGAGCGCACUGAUGGCAGAGUUCCAGUCACAGAUUCGGUCUAACCCUGAGAUGGCGGCUAUUUUUGAAAGCAUCCAGAAAGACAACGUAUCCGCGAGUAGUACAGAAACAAUGGACCUCAGCUAAAACAUGCAAACCAAAAGGAUCUGAAGAUGCUUUGGCUUCAUAAUUAACUCCUGUGUGAAAUAUUAUUUAUAUCUUGCCAUUUGGAUUUUUUUUCCUGUUGUUGCAGCCCCAGCUAUCAGCUUAAUAGUUGAUAAUAUGGUUUGGCUGUCUGUGUUGCCUUUGCAUGACUUUUUUGUUUCUGGAUAUUAAUGUUCACCAUAUGGUCCAUAUAGUAUUCCCUCUACCCAUCACCCAACUACUGUAUUAGAAUGUUGGGGGUCUCAAUGGUGACUGAUGGUUGUACUCGGAUUUGCUUCCCUCAACCCCGUCCCUUUGGGAAGAAAGAAGACUGGGCUGUGUGUGUGCUGGGGGAGGAAGGGAAGGAGAAAAGAGAGAAUGUAAGGUCUUAUGUAGCGUCACUCAAGUGAUUGCCUCAUAAGCCACACAAUAAAAUUGGAGAAUGUACUGGUGACCUUAUCAUUCUAACCAAAGAAGAAUUUCAAAUCUAUCAGUGCAUGACCUCAGUUCCAGAUAGCAUGCUCAUACUACUAUCUGGAAGAUUCCAUAACCUAAAAAGUCCAAAUAUUGGACUGCCAGCACCAAAGGAUGUUCACAUUUUUAAAAAGACAGGACAGAACUGAUUGUAGAAAGGUGCAUUGACUAUGGGUGAGGAAAUUGGCCUGAGGGGGAAGAAAAUGUUUAACUUGAUGAAUAACAUCAGAUGACAGUUACAAACUAAUGACUCUUGUUCUGACCUUGAGUAACAAUAACUGUGUAAACGCAGUGACAGUAACCCGUAUAACAUGCAAAUUGACAGUUGCUAUUCUGUAUGGAUAAACAUUUUUUCUGGUCUCUCAGCCAGGAAAUCCUGGGUGCUUUCAGGCAGUUGUAGCUGAGAGCACCAUUGCCUUACUACCAUGGAUUUUCGUGGGUUAUUAAUGCAAGAUUUAUUGAAUUAUCCAUGUGGCCCAGUUGAACCUUGUCAUUGUUGAUACACAGCAACCUGUACUAUCCCCAGGCUCCACAAACAGAUUGUAUUUCUCAGUCUUGGUCAUUUAAAGUUAAUAGAAGGAAUCUCGGCUGUUCAUAAUCUCUUAUGCUUUUCCAGCCAUGUAUUUACCACUGGGUAACUAUAAUUAAGGAAUGCACAUAGUGAUUUCAUGGCCUGUUGCAUUCCUUAUCCCAGACAAAACUAUCUUCUUGCUAUGAGGUGUAUUCUCACUUUUGAUUAUAAAUAGCGGAAGUAAAUUUGAAGGUAUGAGUAUCUAGAUGUUGACCUGUGAGAAAUGAACCUUGGUGCUCAAGUAUAGUAUGUUUCAUUUGAGUGGUGCUCACUACAUAUUACCUUCCUUUAAUCCAUGAUCAAUGUGUGGUGUCCUUAAGAAUCAGGAACCUUUUUUUUUCCACAGCCAGAUUCUUCUGUUGAGGAUUUUUUGGACUGAAUGUGUGCUUAUUGCUGUUAGAUGAGUCUUGGUUCUUACAGAUUCAACCAUUGGAGGGGAAAAAUACAUUUGUUUCAGAGCAGUUCAUAGGAUUGAAAUGGUGAACUGCUGGUGGAAGUUCUCCCCACCCCCCACCCUAAUCACCUGAGUUGACCUGAACUCAGUGCCAGUACAGACUGCAUUUAAAGCACGUGCACACUCCUCAAACGCAUAGCUAAUUUGGCUAUUGCAUCUUGCUCUAUAUUUAAGCUUAAAAAUAAAUUCAGUGAAUUGGACAAAGUCCGUUCACUACAAUGCACUGUUAGACCUGGGAUCUGAGGUGAAGUAGCCUACUUAGGGUCCUCAUGUAAAUUUUCAGGUACUCGUCAGUAUUGGAUUUAGAGUUUAGCAAAACUGGGAGAGAAUGGGUGCAGUGAUGAUGAUCAACACCUAGAUGUCUCCAGCACAGCUUGUAAAUAUAUCACCCAUUAGUUUCAAAUGUGCUACUGGCAUCUAGUGUCACUAUAUUGAUACUGUGGCAGCUGUCACAUGCACUGAAUUGUGUCAGCAGGUGGUUUGUUUGACAUUAGAUCUGUUUGAUCAUGUGCCCAGUUGAAAUAUCGUGCAUUGGUUUAGAUUGAGUGUUGCUAAUAUGUCUGGUGGUUUCUUGGAUCUAUCAGCUUAAAAUACAGGAUGACUUGCAAGCUAUAAAUGUUUUUUGAACCUGAUCAGCUACAAAGUGCACUGGAAAACUGCCACAGAAAGCAAUUAUAGUGACUCAUUUGCAACUUCUCCAGUUUUUUUUUUAAAAAGUCAAAGGCAAUUGUCAAUAUGGAGUGUUAUAUUAAUAAAGUUUAAAAAUAUUUUGGAGCAAGUGGUAUUAUAAAAAUAAAGGUUGAAGCACGGGG